AUGCCCAGCAUGGUGAACUCUGUCUGCACUGUGACCGGCCCCACUAUCAUUGACGUCCACACCCAGAUUAACUCCAUCCAGGAUCGGUGUGCGUACUCUCUGUUCUCGACUCCGUCACUCCCAGACUUCCAUGUUCUGGGAAACUUUGAUGACCGGCAUCGUAAAGAUGUGAGUUUUUUGGACAGUGUGACGCUGCGUGUGGACGGGCAUGACAUUCACCUGGAACAAGGUGGGAGAGUUCAGCUGGACGACUCCACGCUGACCCUCAGCAGCUCACCUCAGCUGGUUCACGGUGUGCAGCUCUCUAAGGACCAAACUGGAGUCACUGCCAAGCUGUCGCUCUCCAACCUCACCAUCUCUGUCUUCUUUGAUGGCGACACCGCACAGAUCUACUUAGAAGGAUCUGCUGGUUCAUCUGUGGAGGGUCUGUGUGGAAACUCCAGCAGGUCUCUGAGUGACCUGAGGCUCUCUGAGUACAGCUCCACCAGCUGUGAGAUGCACUACAGUGAGCCUGCUGACAGCACGAUCAACUGCACCAGUGUGACUGAACGCUGUAAUCUCCUGAAGGAGGCGCCCUUCUCCUCCUGUAACAGUGACAUUGACCCAGAGCCCUACAUAACCGCCUGCACCGACACUUUGUGUAAAUAUCCUGCAGUGGACGGACUCAACUGUCAGUUCCUGAAGGCCUACGCCAGAGCCUGCAGUCUACACAACCACACUCUGGAUGGCUGGACAUCAAAGACCGGCUGCUCCUCUGAGGCCUUCUGUCAGGACAGGACCUGCAGCGAUCACGAGUUCUGUGGUGAGAAGACGGUCGGUGGUGACACUCGCUGCUUCUGUCGGGCCAUUUUUGCCUCCAAGUACCAAGAAAACAACUCUUUGGGUGAUCCAACGGUCUGCAUGCAGAACUCUGCUUCAGUCACUCUGGUCGGUUGUCUCCUGGAGGACAAAGGCAUCAACUACUCUGCCUUACACCUCAAGGACCCGACCUGCAGGGGUCAGGUGGACGAGCUCACCCACAUGGUGACCUUCAGCUUCAACAGCACCAACAGCUGUGGGACGGAGGUCACGACCAACAACAGCCAAGUGAUCUACAAAAACAUCAUCACGACCCAGAACAGCUCCUCUGACAUCAUCACUCGUCAUGACCAAGUCUACAUCGACUUCUCCUGCAUCCAAACUCAGCCGGACAUCAAGACUGCCACCUUCAGGAUCAGAGACAGCUCUGUGAUCCAGCACAUCACAUCUGGAGUUUGGGAUUACACUCUGACCAUGCAGAGCUUCACCGACGCCGGCCGCACACAAGCUGUGGAGUCCAACACUGAAGUGCAGCUGAACCAGAAGAUCUGGGUGGAGCUGAAGACUGACGGGCUGGAUGGAGACAUGGUUGUCAUGGUGACCGACUCCUGCUGGGCCACUGACCAGCCAUCACCCGACAGCACUCCGAGAUAUGACCUGAUCAUAAACGGCUGUGCCAACCCUGCUGACCAGACUGUGCAGGUGGAGGAAAACGGACUGGGAACCUCCAACUACUUCUCCUUCAACAUGUUCCAGUUUACUGGGAGCUCUGGUGACGUCUACCUGCACUGCAAACUCCACCUGUGUCCCAAACAGAACAACUGUGUCCCGACUUGUCCUGCAGGUGCUCGCAGACGCAGAUAUGCCAGGUCCAAAUAUGAAGGUGAAGCCUUCAUCAGCAUGGCCUGGACUCAUUAGGUGGUUUCCAUGGUGACUCGGACUGACUGACAGGCUGCCGACCUCCAUGAUGAUCCCUGACUUUUGAUGAUGAUCC
This is a messenger RNA of Oreochromis aureus, 1792 nucleotides long. RefSeq names its product alpha-tectorin-like. Bases 1 to 1716 code for a protein of 571 amino acids. The transcript has 12 exons. NCBI's taxonomy places the organism in Eukaryota, Metazoa, Chordata, Actinopteri, Cichliformes, Cichlidae. The record is from RefSeq and is a predicted model, not a curated record.